GCCCUUUCUCCCUUCCCAAUGGUGCCACUAAAAGUGGAUUAGUAUCCUGCCCCCACUAAAAGUUCAUCAUUUUUUCUUCUUCUUACAUGUUCUCUUCAACCCCCAAUUCAGAAGUAGAAAGAGAGCGCGCGCGUGUGUGUGAGUGUGUUGAGAGAUGUGCAACAAGAACACUCCUUCUGAUAUGAAAACCAGGUCUACGAUCAAGAAAGAGAUCAAAGCCAGAGAACCACUAAAACCAGCUCGCAAGUCAAGAUCAAAGACCAGAAAGCCCAAGUUCCUCAGUCUCCGCCUAGAGCUCUCCUCAGAAAACUCGCAGAACUCUAACCAAAUGACCCACAGCCCCAAAACCAACCACCAUGAGCAGUACCAGAAGCAGCACCAGCUCAACCUGUUCCCUCUACACCCAGAAAACCUUGUCGAAGACAAAGACAUGAUACACGACGAGAACGUGGCGUUCCUCUUCAGCUCCGAGGGCGGUGGCGGCGCCACCACCACCCUCAACGGCCUCCUCGCCGGAGUGUCUUCCUCCGAGGAGGACUCCCUCUCCGUGCCGCCGUACGCCUACGGGGGACAGGAUAGCGAGGAGGGGGGUCGUCUUGCUGACGGUGGUAAUAACUGUCACAGUGCGAGCUCAAAGCUGGUUCGGACGGCCAUGAGGAACAGAGACAGGGACCCGAGCGACGAGAAGUGGGUUUGUUACUCGGAGGUGCUGGUGGAGAAGAAGGAGCCGGAGGAGGUGACUAGCUGCGUCACCGACGUGUGGUGUGCAAAGGCGCGGCGGCCGACGUCGCAAGGGUUGUUGUCAUUAAAGCUUGAUUAUCAGGGCAUCUUGAACGCUUGGUCUGGUAAGGGCCCUCUUUACAUUGAAGGAGAGUCUCCUCCACAGACUGUGCCUGACUUGCAUGUGCCUGACUUGCAUGAUGACUUUCUUCCCCAUGACACUGCCAAUGUUUUAGUGGAUAGUUGGGGCAGCGCUGCAAAUGUAUGGAGGGUGCCAGAAAUGGGUAAUGAUUAUAUUGGUAGCAUCAAAGUGAAGGAGGAAGUUGAAGACAAAGAUGGUUGGAAGAUGAGGCACAGAGAAGCAAGUGUGUUGAGAUACAAGGAGAAGAGGCAAAACAGACUCUUCUCAAAGCGGAUUAGAUACGAAGUUCGAAAGCUUAAUGCCGAGAAACGACCCCGUAUGAAGGGUCGAUUCGUGAAGAGAAGUUGAGAAGUGUAGGCUGUUGGACAUAAUGUUACUGCAAAGAGGGCAUGAUCUUUGGUGUGUUUAAAUUAGUAGUUUUUUUUUUUAUUAUUAUUUAAUAUUUUGUCUUGUUCCAUUUAGCUUGUAACAUAGUAGAUAGAGGCACUAAUAUGAUGCUAAGCAAUGAUGCCAAAACAAACGUAAAGAAAAAAAAAGAAUAACAAAAAGUAAAGUUGUAAGUUCUAGGGAAUGCCUAGUUUGGAAUAAUGGAUCAAAUCUGAUCCUUUUUGCUUGUGCUUUCCCAGCAAUUUCUCGUCUUAAAGCUUUCGGUUGUGACA
Messenger RNA from Alnus glutinosa, 1521 nucleotides. RefSeq lists its product as uncharacterized. Gene Ontology annotation, molecular function: protein binding. The transcript has 3 exons. The record is from RefSeq and is a predicted model, not a curated record. Gene Ontology annotation, cellular component: nucleus. The coding region runs from base 155 to 1210 and encodes 351 amino acids. Gene Ontology annotation, biological process: regulation of DNA-templated transcription. NCBI's taxonomy places the organism in Eukaryota, Viridiplantae, Streptophyta, Magnoliopsida, Fagales, Betulaceae.